Molecule: messenger RNA, 2100 nt
Organism: Myxozyma melibiosi
Lineage: Eukaryota; Fungi; Ascomycota; Lipomycetes; Lipomycetales; Lipomycetaceae
Exons: 2
Coding region: 118-1974 (618 amino acids)
Biological process (GO): protein histidyl modification to diphthamide
Molecular function (GO): diphthine-ammonia ligase activity
Source: RefSeq, a predicted model, not a curated record
UGGUCUGAUGCUAGAUCGAAUCUCUUGAUAUACAAAGAGACGUGUGGCUUACAUCUGCGCGAAUCGGAUAUGUUUGAGACCGGCUCUUGUUUUUUCUAAGAGAGUUGGUCAUAGAAAAUGAAAUUCGUCGCUCUGGUUUCCGGGGGCAAAGACUCGUGCUUCAACAUAAUGCACUGUCAAGCGAACGGACAUGAGCUCGCGGCUCUUGCCAAUCUCCAUCCACCCUACGGAAACGAGUCUGAUGAGAUGGACAGUUUCAUGUACCAGACGGUCGGCUACUCUAUCCUGUCUCUGUACGAGGAAUGUUUCGGGGUACCGAUGUACCGGGCCGAGAUUAAAGGGCGAUCGCUCGAUACCGGGCUCGACUACAAGAGCGCUAGGAAAGACGACGAGACGGAGGAUCUGUUUGAGCUGCUGAAGGAGGUCGUGAGAGAGCAGCCCGAGAUCGAGGCGGUGAGCGUCGGCGCGAUUCUGUCGACGUACCAGCGCACACGGGUAGAGAAUGUGUGUGGACGGCUGGGACUGACGUGUUUGGCGUAUCUGUGGCAGCGGGAUCAGAGCGAGUUGCUGGACGAGAUGAUUUCGUCUGGGGUGAACGCGAUCUUGAUCAAAGUUGCCGGGAUCGGGUUGACGGCGGACAAGCAUCUGGGCAAGACGCUGGCAGAAGUGCGGCCGGAGCUGCACAAGUUGAAUCGGAUGUUUGGCAGUCAUGUGUGUGGAGAGGGAGGGGAGUACGAGACGCUGGUGGUUGAUUGUCCUGCGUUUAGGAAAGCGAGGAUUGAGUUGGAGAGGACGGAGACUGUGAGGGAUGAGAAUGGGGAUGUGGCGUAUCUGAAGGUGUGGGGACAUACCGUGGCGAAGACAGAUGGGUUGCCGGUGGAGGUGCCGGCACCGAAUCUGUUUGAGGAGGAUAUGCAGGAGCUGUAUGAUGAGCUGUCGUCAGAAGUUGAGAGAUGUGAGAGAUCAGAGAGGAAGGAGAGGGAGGUGGUUGAGGUAGGCGAGUGUGUGCAAAAGCUGGCAAAGGCGGUGAUGAUUAGCAAUUUGACUGUUGAGAGCAACGAGAACAUGUCAAUUGAAGAGGAGAUUACUGAGCUGUUUGAGAAGCUGAAGCUGAAGAUGAGAGAGCAUGCCGGGACCGAGGAUGUCUAUCAGUUUACGUUUGUGUCGCUUAUUUUACGGGACAUUGGUGUAUUUGGGCAAGCGAAUGCCGCGUACAAGCAGUUUUUCGCUGCGCAAGGGUCCGAGCCUAAUCCUCCGGCGCGAGCGUGCAUAAGCUCGCUUCUGCCGGCGGGGAAGCGAGCGAUGCUGUCAGCUACGGUGUCGACUUUGAAGAAAGAGGCGCGCAAGGGACUGCAUGUGCAAGGACGGAGUUACUGGGCGCCGGCCAAUAUCGGGCCGUAUUCACAGGCGAUCGGGGUGGAUGAGCGCGUGUAUCUUGCCGGGCAGAUUCCGCUUGUGCCGGCGUCAAUGCGGGUGUAUGAUGACGGGGACGCGUGUGGACAGGCGGUGCUUGCGCUGCAGAAUCUGAGGCGGGUGAGGGAGGCGGUGAGUAGUCAGGGAGAGUUUGCGUAUUUGGUUGCGUAUGGGGCGGACGAGGAGGCGGUGAGGGUUGCGGUGCGGGUUGGAGAGAGGGUGGUGGAGGGGUGUUUUGGGGUGCAGGUUGUGAGCCUGCCGGCGGGAGCGAGGGUUGAGUUUUUGGGAGCAGGGGUUGAUGCUACGUUUGGGAUUGACGAUGACGAUGAUGAUGACGAAGAGAAGGAGGAGAAGAGAGGGAGUGUAGUGUUUUGCUGCGACAGUGCAGGAGAGGUACGAAGGCGCGUGGCAGAGACAGGAGCGCGAGGCGCGAUAGUGUACGCUGCAGGAGAGCCGUUGGGGGGUGGAGGAGAGGGAGUUGAGGGAUACGAGAUUGUGCAUGUCGAGCGGGUUUGGGACGGCGCAGGGGAGCGGGAAUUUGGGGUUGUGGCGUUGUUUUGACGCAGCUGCGCAGCUGUGCAGUGAUGAUGGGUGUGAUGGGGUGCUUGAGAUGUAGAUGUGGUAUUGAAUCUGAUUGAUAGAAUACAGAAUACAGAAGAUGAAUAUAGACAAAGAAGAUAGAGAUAG